GGUAAACUUUACAAGCUCCUAGACUAAUUAUAGUGUGUGUGUGUGUGUGUGUGUGUGUGUGUGUGUGUGUGUGUGUGUGUGUGUCCUUCAGGCCUGCCCUUGCUACUCCUGGUAUUCUUAUGCGUUUCCCUGGAGUGCACACACACACACACACACACACACAGAGAUAUGUAUACAGCUCGUUCUCUUCGUAAACACUCACUGCUCCUCAUGUGUGCAGCAGUGGAAACUUCAGACAGCUCGAUGUAAACUCACAUCCCCUCACCCACACCCACACACACACACACACACACACUGAUGUCAUCCUGUAGGCAGCGGCAGAAUGAAUCGCCCUCGGCGUUGCGCGCGCACACACUCACCUGACGCGCGCUCCCGCUCUCCUGCGCGGAUCGAGCGAGUGGUUUCCACGAGAGACUGAAAUGAGCCUCUUCGUGGAGAAACUGCCGAGCGCGUGAUCUGAUGUGUGUUCAUGAUGCACGCGACGCUGUUCCUGUCUCUCGUUUGUGUUCGCGCGGCCGCGGGUUCGAGCACACUCAGCUCAUCUGGACCGCUGCUUCUGUCUGAUGGAUUGUGUCAUUAUGGAUGGAUGAGAACUUUAAAGGGUCAAUGCAGACCCGUGUGUGAGUCGGGCUGUAAACACGGUGAGUGUUUUGGACCGGAUCAGUGCCGCUGUCAUCCAGGAUAUACGGGCAAGACCUGCAACCAAGAUGUGAACGAGUGUGCGUUCAGGCCGUGUAAGUACAGGUGUAUGAACACACCGGGCAGCUACAAAUGCUACUGUCUCAACGGUUACAUGAUGAUGGCUGACGGCUCGUGUCGCAAUGCUCGUACGUGUGCGAUGGCUAACUGUCAGUACGGCUGUGCGGUGAUGAAAGGCAAGGUCAGAUGUCAGUGUCCGUCUCCAGGACUGCGUCUCGCUCCUGACGGCAGGACGUGUGUCGAUGUGGAUGAGUGUGUGACGGGUCAGGCCUCGUGUCCCAGGUUUCGUAAGUGUGUGAACACAUUCGGUAGUUACGUCUGCAGGUGCCAUGAAGGCUUUGAGCUGCGGCACAUCAACGGAAAAUACCACUGCACAGAUAAAAAGUUUUUAUCUAUUUGCUAUGACAAGCCCGGACACAAGAGAUGCAAGUGCACAGCGAGUGUGAAUGGAAAGGGUUACGACUGCAGAUCUGUUGUUAAAGUCACCAUUGAGCCUGCAAGACCAAUCACAGUCAGCCCCACAACCAUCUCCACGGCAACAACUCCCAUGACAACUACAACGACAACAACUACAGCCACUUCCAGCACUACUGUUACCAUAGCAACCCCUGUUCCGACAAGUGCUGCCUUGACGACAGUAACACCAACGACUGUUGCUAUAACAACAACAGCGUCAACUACAACAGCCUUCACAACUGUUGCUACGACAACAAGUCCAACUACAACGUCCACAUCAACGGCAUCGACAACUACAGACAGGUUUCCAACGACAACCAGCGUCAUAACAACUACAACAACAACAACAACAACAACAACACUAGACAACCGCAUUCACAGGGAGAACACAGUGAAGCCACGAGGAGAUGUACACAUUCCUCAUUACGAGAACAAUCUGUUCGACUGGGACUUUGACGUUGAGCUGGGAAACACGACGGAGUUCGUACGCGAUGAUCCAGCCGCCGCUGUUGUCAGCUGCUCAUUUGAUGAGGGUCUCUGUGUUUGGAUGACGGACUCAGAAGGAGAUCUGAAAUGGGAAAUCAAAGAGGAAUCCGGCCGGUAA
Messenger RNA from Carassius auratus (goldfish), 1759 nucleotides. Its product is annotated as nephronectin-like. The record is from RefSeq and is a predicted model, not a curated record. Bases 470 to 1759 code for a protein of 429 amino acids. Lineage: Eukaryota; Metazoa; Chordata; Actinopteri; Cypriniformes; Cyprinidae. Gene Ontology annotation, molecular function: calcium ion binding. The transcript has 10 exons.